This is a messenger RNA of Rhineura floridana, 951 nucleotides long. Its product is annotated as olfactory receptor 5V1-like. The transcript has a single exon. Gene Ontology annotation, biological process: G protein-coupled receptor signaling pathway. Gene Ontology annotation, cellular component: membrane. The coding region runs from base 1 to 951 and encodes 316 amino acids. The record is from RefSeq and is a predicted model, not a curated record. Gene Ontology annotation, molecular function: G protein-coupled receptor activity; olfactory receptor activity. NCBI's taxonomy places the organism in Eukaryota, Metazoa, Chordata, Lepidosauria, Squamata, Rhineuridae.
AUGAGAUCAACCUACUAUGAAAAUGAAACAGUUAUCUUGGAAUUUAUGCUCCUGGGAUUUGUAAAUAUUACACAAGGAAAGAGCUUCCUUGUCAUCCUCUUUUUCACUAUAUAUAUUGUCUGCUUCUUAGGAAACUCACUCAUAAUCACUAUGGCUGUGUUCAAUCGGACUUUCCACACACCCAUGUAUUUCUUUCUUGGCAACCUCUCUUUCCUAGACAUCUGUUACAUCUCUGUGACUGUACCCAAAAUGAUAGCAGAUCUAUGUGCUGAAUCCCCACACAUUUCCUUCAUGGGCUGUGCUGCACAGAUGUAUUUCCUUGUUGCCUUGGUGGGCACUGAGGGAUUCCUUCUGGCUUCUAUGGCUCUGGACCGCUAUUUUGCCAUAUGCUGUCCAUUGGGUUAUACCAAACUCAUGAGUAAAAAUAGCUGCCUCCAGCUAGCUAUGAUAUCCUGGGUUUGUGGCUUCCUCAAUUCUUCUCUUCACACAACACUCACAUUUCAUCUGUCUUUCUGCCAAUCUAAUGGGAUUAGUCAUUUUUUCUGUGAUACUCCUCCAUUGCUGAGUAUUUCAUGCUCUGACACAUCAGCCAAUGAAGCUGCCCUUCUCACAGUGGGUGUGUUUGUAGGCCUCAGCCCUUUCUUCUUCACCCUGGUCUCCUACAUUUUCAUCCUUCAUGCCAUUUUGAACAACCACCGGAAAGGACAGCGACACAAAGUCAUAUCCACCUGUGCAUCCCACCUUACAGUUGUGAUUCUGUUCUAUGGGUCUAGCAUCUUUACAUAUGUCUGUCCUACUUCGAGCUAUUCCCUGGAACAGGACCAGCUUGUGGGGGUUCUAUACAGUAUCUUAACCCCAACUCUUAACCCUAUCAUUUACAGCCUACGGAACAAGGAAAUGAAACUGGCUAUGAGAACAUUUCUCCCAAGAGCAUCCUUCCUCAGAAGUUAG